Messenger RNA from Puntigrus tetrazona (Sumatra barb), 7177 nucleotides. Its product is annotated as zinc finger protein 585A-like. The transcript is spliced from 4 exons. NCBI's taxonomy places the organism in Eukaryota, Metazoa, Chordata, Actinopteri, Cypriniformes, Cyprinidae. The coding region runs from base 133 to 3939 and encodes 1268 amino acids. The record is from RefSeq and is a predicted model, not a curated record.
CAAACGUGCUCCGAAGCCCGAUUCAAAACAAAAGAUUCAUAGUUCCGAAGCUUCGUGAAGAAGUGUUGCGAACCUAUACCCAUUACAGCGAUACACUUUACUGUUUUAAAUCAAAGCAGAUUCAGGCCUGGGAUGUCCGAUAAGGAAAACAGCGAAUCAAACCUGACCGAUGGAGCGACUUUCGGAAUAAUUGCUUUCGGGAUGGAAAAUCCCCCGGUUGUAAAGAUGGAACCGCACGAAAACAGCCAUUCAGUGCCGGAUGUAAAGACAAAAACCGGCCGGUCCUCCCCUAGACAGAGGCGGGAGAAUAAAAUAACAUAUCAGAAGGAACUAAAAGGAGAUCCUGUCACUCGCCAUCAACAUGGGAUGCCUUUCGUCCAACGAGCAGACGUGAAAAAUCAGCCGGAAGAGAAAGAUUUCACCUGCUCUGAAUGUGGAAAAAGUUUCAGAAACAAGAGGACCCUUAAAGACCACACGGCCAUUCACUCGGAAGAGAAAGCGUUCGCCUGCUCCGAGUGUGGAAAGAGUUUCAAACUGAAGAGGAUCCUCAAGCAACACGCGAAAAUUCACGCCGGAGAGAAACCGUUCGCCUGCUCCGAGAGCGGGAGAGGCUUCAGAGUGAAGAACAUCCUCAAGCAGCACAUGAAGGUUCACACCGGAGAGAAACCGUUCGCCUGCUCCGAGUGCGGGAAAGGCUUCACGGUGAAACAGAACCUCAAGUACCACAUGAGGAAUCACACCGGAGAGAAACCCUUCACCUGCCCCGAGUGCGGAAAGAGCUUCAUUGUGAACAAGAGUCUUAAACAGCACAUGAAAGUUCACACUCGAGAGAAACUUUUCCCCUGCGCCGAGUGCGGACGGAGUUUCGGUUUCAAACAGAGCCUGGAGAAACACAUGAGAAUCCACACCGGAGAGAAGCCGUACGUAUGCCCCGAGUGCGGAAACAGCUUCAGAGACCGGCAGAACUUUAACGUUCACAUGAGGAUUCACACCGGCGAGAGGCCUUACGUCUGCCCUCAGUGCGGCAAGCGUUGCAAGCUCAGCCAGAACCUCCAGAAUCACAUGAGAAUCCACACGGGAGAAAAGCCUUUCGUCUGCCCUCUGUGCGGGAAGAGCUGCAGGAUGAGGCAGAACCUCGACAGGCACAUGAAAACCCACACCGGAGAGCGGCCUUACUCCUGCCCCGAGUGCGAGAAGAGUUUCACCAUGAAACAGCGCCUCACCAGGCACAUGAGGAUCCACACGGGACAGAGGUCGAAGCCGGCAGCCGUGGAAUACGUGAUACAAUCCGUUUAUCUGAGGGAACUCAAAGUAGCUUCUUUCAUUUGCCGUCAAUGUGGCAUGCGUUUCCUUCAACAAGCCGGUCUUCAGAAGCAUACGAGAGUUCACACCGGAGAAAAGCCGUUCACCUGCCCUCAGUGCGGGAAGCGGUUCACGCAGCAAAGCCAACUAAAAUGUCACAUAAGAAGUCACACCGGAGAGAGGCCGUUCACCUGCCCUCAGUGCGAAAAGAGUUUCACGGUGAAGCAACACCUUAAGAAUCACAUUCGAACUCACACCGGAGAAAAACCUUUCGCUUGCCCUCGGUGCGGAAAGAGCUUCACGGUGAACUGGAACCUUGAGAGUCACAUGCGAAUUCACACCGGAGAGAAACCUUUCGGCUGCCCUCGGUGCGGAAAGAGAUUUGCACAACAAGGGCAACUUAAAUGCCACGUGAGAAGCCACACCGGAGAGAAGCCCUUCAGCUGCGCUCGGUGCGAAAAGAGUUUCACGGUGAAGCGAAAUCUGGAGAUUCACGCGACGGUUCACACCGGAGAAAAGCCCUUCAGCUGCUCUCAGUGUGGAACCGGUUUCACGGUGAAGCGAAACCUCGUCGCUCACAUGAGGAUUCACACCGGAGAAAAGCCCUUCGCCUGCCCCGAAUGCGGAAAGGGUUUCACGGUGAAGCGAAACCUCGAGAGACACGUGAGAGUUCACACCGGGGAGAAACCCUUCGCCUGCCCCGAAUGUGGAAAGAGCUUCACGGUGAAACAAAAUCUGGACAGUCACGUGAGAGUUCACACCGGCGAAAGGCCCUUCGCCUGCCCCCAGUGUAAAAAGGGUUUUAAAGUGAAACAAAGCCUUGCGGGUCACAUGAGGAUUCACACCGGAGACAAGCCCUUCGCCUGCCCCGAAUGCGGAAAGGGUUUCGCGGUGAAAAGAAACCUCGAGGGGCACACACAAACUCACUCCGGAGAGAAACCCUUCAGCUUCCUCAAGUGUGGAAAGCGUUUCACACAACGGGGACGACUGAAGUGUCACAUGAGGAUUCACGCUGGAGAAACGCCUCAGUGUGGAAAGAGUUUCGAAACCUCGAUGUUCACAUAUCAGAAUGAACAGAAAGAAGAUUCUGUCACUUGGGAUGACCGUGGGAUGCCUUUCGUUGAGCAAGUGAGUCUUGAGGAGCGCAUGAGAACUGAUACUGAAGAGAAACCAUUCAUCUGCCCUCAAUGUGGGAAACGUUUCACGGUGAAACAGAAGCUCGACGCUCAUUUAAGGAUUCACACCGGAGAGAAACCAUUCACCUGCCCUCAGUGCGGAAAAAAUUUCACGCAACAAGGUCAGCUUAACAUUCACAUGAGAAGUCACACCGGAGAGAAACCGUUCAUCUGUCCUCAAUGUGAUAAGAGUUUCACAUCGAAACAAAGCCUUAAAAGUCACAUGAGAAUACACACCGGAGAGAAACCGUUCACCUGCCCUCAGUGUGAAAUGAGCUUCACGCAGCAAGGAUACCUUAAACGUCACAUAAGAACUCACACCGGCGAGAAACCUUUCACCUGUCCUCAAUGUGGAAAGAGUUACAAAGUCAAACAAAGCCUCGAGAGCCACUUGAGAGUUCACACUGGGGAAAAGCCGUUCAUCUGCCCUCAGUGUGGAAAGGGUUUCACAGCAAAACAGUGUCUUAAAAGUCACAUGAACAUUCACAUCGGAGAGAAACCAUUCACCUGCUCCACCUGUGGGAUGAGCUUCACGCAACAUCAAAGUCUUAAACGUCACGCGUGGACCCACACCGGAGAGAAGCCUUUCAUUUGCCCCGAGUGUGGAAAGAGCUUUGCAGUGAAACAAAGCCUCGAGAGCCACAUGAGAAUUCACACCGGAGAGAGACCUUUCACCUGCCCCGAAUGUGGAAAGAGUUGCACAGUAAAGCAAAACCUUGAGAGUCACAUGAAAACUCACACCGGAGCGAAGCCUUUCUCCUGCUCUCAGUGUGGAAAGAGAUUCACGGUGAAGCAAAGCCUCGAGAGCCACAUGAGCGUUCACUCCGGAGUGAAGCCUUUCACCUGCCCCGAGUGCGGAAAGAGUUUCACAAUGAAGCAAAAGCUGGAGAGACACAUGAAAAUCCACACCGAAGAGAAGCUUUACAUCUGCCCUUUGUGCGGGAACAGUUUCACAAUGAAGACCAACCUCGAGAGACACAUGAAAAUUCACACGGAAGAGAAGCCGUUCACCUGCUUCGUGUGUGGAAAGAGUUUCAGAAUAAAACAAAACCUCGAGAGUCACAUGAGAGUUCACACUGGCCUGAAGCCCUUCAUCUGCUGCGAAUGUGGGAAGAGCUUCACUGUGAAACAAAGCCUUGAGAGUCACAUGAAACUUCACAACGAAGCCACGGCUUUCACCUGCUCCGAGUGCGGAAAGAGUUUCACCGUCAAACAAAACCUCGAGAAUCACAUGAGAAUUCACACCGGAGAGAAACCUUUCACCUGCCCCCAGUGUGGGAAGAGCUUCACGCAACACGUACACCUUAAGCGUCACACGAGAAUUCAUUUCGACAGAGUCGGGGAACCUUCUCCGCUGUCUCCUGUGUACGCCAUCCGUCCAGAUGAAGUGAUAGCAGUCAUAGCGUACCAGGACACCAACCAGCUCUCAGAGGAGAGUGAUGUAGUCAAUCUAUUCGUAUGAUUGUUUGGCCAUGAGCGAUGAGAGACCAAUGGGACCGUUUAGUCCGGAUGGCACUUUUACACCCCUACUCCCAAUCAGUGUUUCAGUCGUUCACUAUAAUGGGAAGUGCAGCGUUUCCCCUUAAUUUUACAUUCCCACAAUUAGUCUACAUAUUUUGAAUGUUUGGUAUACCUUGUUUGUUUAUUAUUUAUCCAAUAUUUUUCGAUUCUAAUCAUGCAGAACCCAAUGUAAAAAUAACAUUUAAAGGCAUAGUUGACCAAAACAUUUAAAUGUACUUUUAAAUGUGUUUACUUACCCUCAAGAUGUAGGUGACUUUAUUUGUUUGCAGUUAAUAAGAUUAUUAGGUGAAAUCGUUGCCCUUUGCGAUUCAUUUACUUCAUGUCUGUGGCUGCCUAGUUUCUAUACGGCACACUUAGCUGGAAGUCAUUGGAUUGGUUAGAUUAUACAGGAUUUCUGGGACUCUUUAUCUUCUUGCCUGUGAACAAAAAUGCUGUGAAAACCCCCAAAACCAACAGAAGAAAAAAGCAUCAUGUUUGCAACAUGCUUACAAUCUUGAAAAAAAAAAAAGUCACCCGUUUACCUGCCAGUCAUAUGGCCUCUUGGGCGGGCCUUGGCCUUUCAAAGUGGUCAAAGUUCCCAGACCUUCUGCCGUCAGUUUGAAAGUCUGGCUAAAUAGGAGUAGUGGCUCCUGGUGUUUUUUUAAGAUUUGUGCUAUUUUAUCAGAUUUUAUUGCCUCCUAUUAAAACAAUAGGGAGCGGUCUGAUAGGUAGGUUUAAAAGUCAGGACUCUGGUUUUUGAGCAUCAAAAAUAAUAUAUAUAGAGAGAAAAUUAAAUCAAUACCCAUUGCUCCAGGUGAUGCUUUGAAAAUUCUUAUGAAGCGAAAUUUUUGGUUUGUGAAAGAAAAUUAACAUUUUCAACAUUACCUUAUUACACAGCCUGGGCAAGCAGAUCUUUGCACAUUCACAACAGACUCCCAUGUAAGCUGAUGGUGCUGUUUGUUUGCAAUGGAAAGCGAGGGUGUGAGAACUGAGAAGGAUGGAGGACUCAGGGGCACAACCGCAAACCUUGGUGGGAAUGAGGACUCUCGAAACAUGGUGGCGUUUGUGCAAAGACAACAGAGCUAAAAUCUGGAUGCAGGAGAUCUGUCAGUCUUCUCAAGUGGGAUUGUGGGGAUCUUUUUAAGCUGGUUCCAGCAUCCAGAAUAAGGCCAGGUAAGUAUCAGCCAACGUAGGUAGACAGCACCUCCAGAGACGGCACUAGUUGUAAAUGAUGUUGAUUUUAGUGCACCUCAAUAUAUCGUCAGGAGCUGCGGGUAUUGAUUUGGUCUUUUUGACGUUUAGAAACUGUCAGCCACAGAUGGGCAGUGUACGAAUGGCCAAGGACAGCUUCACCUAAACAUUUUCCUUACUGGUCUAAAAAACUAAGUAAAAUUAUUUUUAGGUGAACUGUCCCUUAAAGUUCUAUGCAAAGUAGAACUGUAAAAGAUGCAAAGUGCUCAUUUUACAUUCAUUUAAAUCAACAAAAACACUGAUAGCUAUUUAAAGUAGGUUUUCGGUAAAAUGCACUCCAAAUCAUAAGCACGUGCAACUCAAAGUAUAUAUAUAUAUAUAUCUGUUUAGAUACAUUUAGAGCUUUGACUCGCACAAAUAUUCAAGAUUUUUCAAUAAACUGCUAAUCUCAUAUGAUUUAAUUUCCCACCCCAUGCUCUUAUACUGCUACAGAAGAGUUUAGUUUAGAGUGCAUUUGAAUCAUUUUGAAUGUCAGACAAAACCUUCCUACCAGGGAGGAAAUAACAACUUCUAAAAUGUCUGACCCAGUUUUUCCUGACUGAACUGCUGUAAAACAGAAAGUGUUAGUUAUCACUUUUAUUUAGAGAUAUAAAGUUGUUGUUUCAUCCUGUUGUGACUGGUGUAUAAAUAAGGCUUCUUGAACUAUAGAGAAAAACAGGUAGGACUUGAAUUUGUCCGUCUGGACUUGACUGGAUCGUUGUUGUUUGCUAUUGCUGUGAUCACAUGAAUGAAUCCUUCUGGAGAGAGAGGGGAUAUUUACACACGUCAUAAGAGAAGAAACAUUAAAUAAAAUUAAAAGAGCAUGAAUUAUAAAUAAUAAUAAUUUAGUAUAAUUCUAUAAAUGUUUUAAAAUAAAUAUUGCGUUAGUCAAUAAUAUUGGCAAUUUAAUGGUCGCUUUAAUAUUUAUAUAAUAAAACUCAUCAAAUAUUCUAUUUCAUGAAUUUGCUAAAUAUUUUAUACUUUUUUUUUAAACAAUUUGUUUACUUGAUUUAAAUCAGGCUAACAAUUUAGGUAUUUUUAUUCCCAAAAUGCAAGAAGGAACAGCUAAGCUAAAAGGAUUUUCUACAUAUAUUUACUUUAGAUGAGUGCCUCACACACAAAAUAAAAAAAACAAUUCAACUAUAGGGAGACGUUAACGAAUGAAACCUUACAAAUCUUAAGUCAAAUUUAAUGGUUUAAAAACGACAAUUAAAUAUACAUUUCCAAAACUAUAAUAUUUACAUCAGUCCUAAUUGCGGAUGAUUGUUCCAAACUGUUGUGUUUGUGAUGGUGUGUUGGUGUGUGAGCCGUGUGAUGGUCAGCCCCCUACGAUCCUACAGAGGAUAAGAGGUUGGGAUUCUCUGUGAUUAUCCAUUUCGAAGGCUGUUGCCAUGUAGAGCUGCAAACUGAUCCAGCCAAAGCUUAGGCAAUGUAAAUGAAUGUAUAUUACACCUGUCAAAAUGUUCGUCAGGAAAAACAGAGUCACCAAAAGAACAAUCCAAAAAACAUUUGACCUGCUUUUAUUUUAUACCAUUAAGAUGUUUUUAAACGUUUUAGAUUAUUUUAAUACCUAACCCAUCAAGUUCCAGUUUGUUCCGGUUUUGUUUUCUUAUCCAAUAUGUAUGUUGUUGUUUUGUUUUAUUGUAUUAACUGUUUAAUUAAAACUUCGCCACCACCUCUCCGUUUAUUAGCAGCGUUAUAAUGUUUCUAAAGCAGGGAAACAGGCUACUGUACAAUACGUCGAAAUAAAAAGCAUUUCAAGCACAACCCUUUUUUGAAUAUUUAACAUGUUUAUAAUAUUGCUGCAGAAACUAAUUGUUUAUCAUUUUCUUAGGAUGCCCGGUGGCUGAAAGGUGGGAGAAUGCCAUCUGUGCCCAGUUUUUCCAGAUGCUUAUUAUUAAAUUCACAAACCAGCUGCACUGACUCGCAUUCCUUUGAGGGCCUAAAUACUACACUAAUCCCUACUUUAU